Molecule: messenger RNA, 3463 nt
Organism: Pseudonaja textilis
Lineage: Eukaryota; Metazoa; Chordata; Lepidosauria; Squamata; Elapidae
Gene: PWP2
Product: PWP2 small subunit processome component
Biological process (GO): maturation of SSU-rRNA from tricistronic rRNA transcript (SSU-rRNA, 5.8S rRNA, LSU-rRNA); ribosomal small subunit assembly
Cellular component (GO): Pwp2p-containing subcomplex of 90S preribosome; small-subunit processome
Molecular function (GO): protein binding
Source: RefSeq, a predicted model, not a curated record
UUUCACGUGCUGGACGCUUUGCUGCAGGGAGUGGGGCCAGGAGACCUGCGGGGAUAUGAAGUUCGCUUACCGGUUUUCCAAUUUGUUGGGGACAGUCUACCGAUGUGGAAACUUGACGUUCACUCCAGAUGGAAACUCUCUGAUUAGUCCAGUGGGAAACAGAAUUACAGUCUUUGACUUGAAAAAUAACAAAUCUGAAACUUUACCACUAGCUGCUCAAUACAAUGUUGCAUGUAUGGGACUGUCUCCAGAUGGAAAUCUUGCUAUACUUGUGGAUGAAGAGGGAUCUGCUUUACUUGUCAGUUUGAUCAGUAAAUCUGUUAUCCAUCGAUUCCAUUUUCAGAAACCUGUCCAUAGUGUCUGUUUUUCUCCAAAUGGAAAAAAAUUUGUGAUUACUAAAGACAAAGUUGCCCUGAUGUAUCAUGCUCCAGGGAAAAAGAGAGAAUUUAAUGCAUUUGUUCUUGACAAAACAUAUUAUGGUGCUUAUGAUGAAACAACAUGCAUUGACUGGACUGAUGAUUCCAGAUGUUUUGCAGUGGGUAGCAAAGAUAUGUCAACAUGGGUGUUUGGAGCUGAACGCUGGGUCAAUCUGGUUUAUUAUGCACUAGGAGGUCAUAAAGAUGCAAUUGUUGCCUGUUUUUUUGAAGAAAACAGUUUGGAUUUAUACACUGUUAGCCGUGAUGGGGCUUUGUGUGUGUGGCAGUGUGAUACAGAACUAAAUGGUCUGAUAACUAGAAGUUCCAAAAGCCAUCCCACUGACCAGGCAGAGUCAGCAAAAGACCUAGAUGAAGAGUUGAUAGAAACACAAAGAGACAAAGAGAUUCAUGGAAAAACCAGUGGAAAUGAAAAACAAAACAAGAAAAAAGUGAAAUAUUCAUGUGCUGCCAAAUACUUUUUUAAUAAAGAAGGAGAUUUUAACACCCUGACAGCUGCAGCUUAUCACAAGAAAAGCCAUCUGUUGGUCACUGGAUUUGCUUCUGGAAUUUUUCAUCUUCAUGAGCUUCCAGAAUUCAAUCUCAUCCAUUCUUUAAGCAUUUCAGACCAGAGAAUUGCAUCUAUUUCCAUCAACAGUACCAGUGACUGGAUUGCCUUUGGAUGUGCAGGUCUGGGACAGCUCUUGGUUUGGGAAUGGCAAAGUGAGUGCUAUGUGCUGAAACAGCAAGGCCAUUUUAACAGCAUGGUAUCACUUGCAUAUUCACCAGAUGGGCAGUACUUAGUUACUGGCGGGGAUGAUGGAAAAGUGAAAGUAUGGAAUACCAGCAGUGGCUUCUGCUUUGUUACCUUUACUGAGCAUACCAGCAUCAUAUCUGCUGUAACAUUUACCAAUUCAGGAUAUGUUGUUUUGAGUGCUUCUCUUGAUGGAACUGUGCGGGCAUUUGAUCUUCACAGGUACCGCAAUUUUCGCACUUUCACUUCCCCGCGACCAACACAGUUUUCCUGCUUAGCUGUAGACUCCAGUGGAGAAAUCGUUUCAGCUGGUUCCCAGGAUUCUUUUGAAGUAUUUGUGUGGUCUGUGCAGAGUGGACGACUUUUAGAUGUAUUAGAUGGUCAUGAAGGCCCCAUCAGUAGUCUGUGUUUUAACCCAGUGAAGUGUGUUCUGGCAAGUGCCUCUUGGGAUAAAACAGUCAGAUUGUGGGACAUGCUAGAUAGCUGGAGGACCAAAGAAACGCUAACACUAAGUUCUGAUGUGCUUGCUGUUGCUUUUCGUCCGGAUGGCAAUGAGCUUGCCGUAGCUUCCUUGGACGGACAGAUCACUUUCUGGGAUCAUGAAAAUGCAAUGCAAACAGGAUCAAUUAUGGGGCGACAUGACCUUCAAAUGGGGAGGAAAGAACUGGACAAAAUAACUGCCAAACAAGCUGCUAAGGGCAAAUCUUUUACAAGUCUAUGCUAUUCUGCUGAUGGCCAGUGUAUUUUGGCAGGAGGUCUGUCAAAGUAUGUUUGUAUUUAUCACGUCAAGGAACAGAUUCUCAUUAAAAAGUUUGAAAUAUCUUGCAAUCUUUCCUUAGAUGCAAUGGAGGAAUAUUUGGAUCGCAGGAAGAUGACUGAGUUUGGGAGCAUGGCAUUAAUAGAAGAAGGAAAUGGGGACGAUGAUGAUGUUAUCAUUCCUCUUCCAGGAGUUAAGAGAGGUGAUAUGAGUUCUCGGCAUUUUAAACCAGAAAUAAGAGUAACAUGCCUCCGCUUCUCACCCACUGGAAGAAAUUGGGCAGGAACCACUACAGAAGGUCUUCUUAUCUACUCUUUGGACUCUAGUCUCACCUUUGAUCCAUUUGACUUAGAAAUUGACAUUACUCCUAGAAAUAUUCAUAAAGUAUUGUACCAAAAGGAGUACACUAAGGCUAUUGUCAUGGCUUUUCGACUAAAUGAGAAGAAAAUGAUUCAAGAGGUUCUAGAAACUGUGCCCUAUGAUGAAAUUGAUAUAGUCUGCUCAUCGCUUCCAGACUUGUACAUAGAAAAAGUCCUAGAAUUUUUAGCAUCUUGUUUUGAGAAAUCUCGUCACUUGGAAUUCUAUCUCGUGUGGACUCAGAAAUUGCUCAUGCUUCAUGGAUGCAAGUUAAAAACAAGAUCAGAAAAACUGCUGCCUAUUGUUCAGUUUCUUCAGAAGAGCAUUCAGAAGCAUUUUGAAGACCUUUCUAAACUUUGUGAUUGGAAUUGUUAUAACAUGAAAUACAUUCUUUCUAUUUCACAACAACGGGGUAUGAAACGCAGAGCAGAAGAUUCUGAACACAAUGAUUUGAAAAAUUUGGAAGAUUCCAGUAGUGAGGAUUUUAUGGAAGAAUCAGCUGUACAUUUAUAGAAAUAUGACACUUUUUUCCAUGUGUAAAUUUAAACAGCAGUAUUCACUGAGAACUUCAUAGCCCUUUGAAGUGGCCUAUUUUUUAAUAGAUGAUUUGAAUGUGAAAUAAUGCAUCUAGGAAAAAGUAGUUUAUCUUUUGUACACUUUUUUCAGUAAUUGAAUAGCUGGACAGCUAUGGCCAUUAAAUCCUAACCAUGACUUUUUUCUUGCAGUUAGACAUGUAUUGUAAUUUUGUUGUAGACUGCAUGAAUCAUAAGUGUUCCUACCCAUGUCUGAUGCUCACAGUGUUGGUGAUUUACAAAUUACCUAAAUGAUCUUUUAUAUAAAAUCACUUCUAUUAAAUAAAAUAUAUUGGGGAAUAAUGGAGACACAAGGACUAAAAAAAUGAACUGAAUAGAUUCAGACUUAUAUUUUUUGCAAAAAAAACCCAACCAAAAAUCAUUUAUUGUCCUAAAAUAACCACAGAUUUUCUAGAAAUCCUUUGUAGAAACUUACUUGUCUCUUCUCUCAAAAUUCUUGGUGUUUUUGUGAAUCUACUCUCUAUAAUUCCUGUGUGGAAACUUCAGCAAAACACUUGGGUAAAUUCAGUGUAAAAAAAUUACCCAGAUCUCUUUUCUAGUUUAUUAUUUAUAUAUUGAUUUCAAUGAUUAAACCAUCGGCCAGUUUCAU